Messenger RNA from Brassica napus (rape), 4557 nucleotides. RefSeq names its product ATP-dependent DNA helicase PIF1-like. Gene Ontology annotation, molecular function: DNA helicase activity. The transcript has a single exon. Gene Ontology annotation, biological process: telomere maintenance; DNA repair. Lineage: Eukaryota; Viridiplantae; Streptophyta; Magnoliopsida; Brassicales; Brassicaceae. Bases 3377 to 4468 code for a protein of 363 amino acids. The record is from RefSeq and is a predicted model, not a curated record.
AGAUUUAUGUGUUAUAGAUGAGAUUAAUGUGUUAGAGUGAGAAUCGUAGAGAAUCGUGAAAAUGUUCGAGACGAAGAGAUAGAGGAGAUAGAGGAACAUAAAAAUAAUUAAAAAUUGGUAAGCCCGGGCAAAUGAAAACUUUUCCGCCUAAAUUAUAUGUAGGGCUUCCACCUAAAGUGCUAAGUAAACUGCCUAUUAAAAUUCUUAAAAAUUCGGCCCAACCAAAGAUAGCGUUUACAAUUUUAUAAACGCUAUCUAAACCCAAUUAUGUAUCAACCAUAGCAUAAACAAAAAAACCGCUAUCCUACUACGCUAUAAAAACCCUCUUUUCUUGUAGUGUAUGUUGAUGAGGGUAAUCCUACUUACAUAUGUGAGUACUGUAAGGCUAAAAUGUGGUAUGGUGAACGUCUAGACCGAAAUACGAGAACAAAGAAGAAUCCUAUUUUUUCUCUAUGUUAUGGACAAGGCCAAGUCAAGCUGCCUAUGUUGAGAGAAAGUCCGUUAGUUAUAAAACAACUGCUUUAUGGGAAAGAUGAGAAAAGUCGUUACUACCAGAAAAACUUAAGAGCAUUGAACAUGCUGUUUUCAUUUACUUCUCUCGGUGGUAAGGUUGAUCGCUCUAUUCCUAAUGGUGUUGGUCCAAAAACUUUUACAUUGCAAGGGGAAAACUACCAUUUGAUGGGCAGUAUGAAACCAGAUCUUGGUGAUUCAGCUAAGUUUUCUCAGCUAUACAUCGUCGACAUUGAAAGCGAGGUUGAUGAUAGAGACUCGGUAAUGAGGUAUUGACGAUAAUUUACAAUUAUGAGCUACAACUUAUGUGUCCCUGACGUGUUCAAUGAUAAAUUUUAAUUUUAUUUCCUUGCAGAAAGUACAACACAUAAGCAGAUAAAGUGAAGAAGCAGGCCAGGAAAAAACAGAUUAUUGAGGAUAUCAUCAAAGUUCUUGACGAUGUUAAUCCCUAUGUGAAGCAGUUUAGGCAGGCACGUGAGAGAUUGAGCAUGGAACCUAAUGAGAAGUUUCAUAUGAGGAUUGUGAGUAAUCGUGAGAAAGAUGAAUGGACGUAUAAUACUCCAACCGCGUCUGAAGUGGCUGCUUUAAUUCUUGGAGACUUCAAUUUGGAGAUGGAUAGACGUGACAUUAUUUUACAAGAGAAACAGACUCGCAGGUUAAAAAGGAUUAGUGAGAUACAUCCUUCUUAUCUUGCACUUCAGUAUCCUCUUAUUUUAACCCAUGGAGAAGAUGGAUUCAGACUUGGAAUUAAAAAAUGAGAUUAUCCUGCUACUAAUAAACUAAAGAGAAAGGAUAUAAGUAUGAGGCAGUGGUUUGCUUUUCGUCUAUUUGAGAGGGAUGGCGAGUGUCAAACUCUUCUACACUCGAGGAGAUUAUUUCAGCAGUUUUUGGUUGAUGCAUUCACGACUAUUGAGACCAACCGGCUCUGUUUUUUAAAGCUGAAUCAGAAAUGUUUGAGGUCUGACAGCUACGACUCAAUUAAGCAGGCUGAGAAUGGAGGCAAAGUUGAUAUGAAUGAUCAAGGUGCUCGAUUUGUUUUGCAUGCUUCUUUCACUGGUUCACCAAGAUACAUGAAGAAUAACUAUCUAGAUGCAAUAGCCAUUUGUAAACAUUUUGGUUUCCCAGAUCUGUUCAUCACCUUUACAUGCAACCCUAAAUGGCCAGAAAUUACAAGAUAUCUGCUCUAGCGGAAUUUGAAUGCAGAGGAUAAGCCAGAAAUCAUUUCUCGAGUAUUCAAGAUGAAGUUGGAUUCACUAAUGACAGAUUUGACUGACAAUGAAAUCUUAGGGAAAACAGUGGCAUGUAAGUUAUAUUUUAUUUGUGUUGUUCACUAUAAAUAUAUGGUCGCAUAUGUUUAAAUAUUUCCUGACAUGAAACUUGUUAUUGAAUGCAGCAAUGUAUACUGUUGAGUUCCAGAAACGUGGAUUGCCGCAUGCGCACAUUUUGUUAUUCAUGCAUCCCAGUUCUAAAUUCUCUACGACUGACCAUAUUGACCAGACCAUUUCAGCAGAGAUUCCAGACAAAACAGAAAAUCCAGAUCUCUAUGAAGUGAUUAAAGACAUGAUGAUUCAUGGCCCUUGUGGAGUUGUCAAUUUGAAAUCACCAUGUAUGGAGAAUGGAAAAUGUUCUAAACUAUUUCCAAAGGCAUUUGCAACUAGAACCACUGGUAAUAAAGAGGGCUUCCCAGUUUACAGGAGACGGGAUAAUGGUCAUUUUGUUGAAAAGAAAGGUUUCAAGUGCGACAACAGAUAUGUUAUACCAUAUAAUAGAACUAUGUCCCUUAUGUACAGAGCUCAUAUUAAUCUGGAGAGGUGUAAUCAGUAUGGAUCUAUCAAGUACUUAUUCAAGUACAUCAAUAAGGGACAAGAUUGGAUUACUGUUACGGUUGAGGCGCCAAAAGAAGGAGGUUCUUUGGAGAACAACGACGUGAACCAGAAAGCAAACCAAGAAAACAAAAAUGAAAUAAAAGACUUUUUUUUAUGGCAGGUGCUUCUUUUUAUACGUCUGGUUUUUCAGUGUAGUGUGAUCGUAGUUGAAACAUAUGUUGUUAUUUAACAGUUUAUUUAUUUCUUUGUCAGAUACGUCUCUGCUUGUGAAUCUUCAUGGAGAACUCUUAAGUUUCCUAUUCAUUACAGAUCAGUACCAGUUGAGAAAUUUCAGUUUCAUUUGCCAGGGAAGCAUAUUAUUAUCUUUAAGGACGAUGACACAUAUGAGGAAGCAAGUCGCAUGUUGAUUCAGAAUAUGUAUAUGAUGGCUUGGUUUGAGUUGAACAAGGUUAGCUCCGCUGCUAGAAAUCUAACUUUAGCUGAAACUCCAACAAGGUUUAUUUGGAACAAAAAAGAUAGAAAAUUGCAAGAAAGGAAAAGAGGUUUCAGCAUUGGGAGAAUUAACUAUGCCCCCAAGAAGUUUGAGGAAGCAUAUUUCCUACGUAUGUUGCUGAAUAUAGUUCGUGGACCAACAUGCUUUGAUGACAUAAAGACCUUUAACCAUGUACUUUAUCCUACGUACAAAGAAGCAUGUUUUGCUCGUGGUUUAUUAGACGAUGAUCAAGAAUACAUUGAUUAUAUUAUCAGGUCAAGCUAUUCGUGUUCUGUAUCCUGUAUGCGACAUUCCUUUGUUGUCAUGCUCAUGUCCUUGACUUUAUCAAAGCCAUAAAGCGUCUGGGAAAAUACAUGGGAGUUUCUUUCAGAUGACAUUCAAUAUAGGCAGAGGAAACAAUUUAACAGACCAGGUUAUUUAUCCUUUCAAUUCAUCCGGUUUCCAGUUGACAUGCUUUCAAUAUAUUAUGCAUUGUUAGUUUUAACAUACAUCAUUCAUUUGUGCAGGGUUGUGUCUAAGUGAUGCUGAAAAAAAGGAAGGAUCCCUAAUGGAGAUUGAAAAGAUUUUGAAAAGUAAUGGAACUUCACUAUCAAAUUGGAAAAAAAUGGCUAAACCCUUUCGCGAUGUUACUGAUAGUCAAAAUGUUUUGAUUCUUGAUGAGCUAAGCUACAACCGUGAAGAGUUUAGGGAAGAACAUGAUAGAGACAUCUUAAAGAUGACUGAUGAGCAGAGGAAAAUUUACGAGGAAAUUAUGGAUGCAGUUAUAGGAAAGAGAGGCGGUGUUUUCUUUGUUUAUGGAUUUGGUGGAACUGGAAAGAUGUUUUUGUGGAGAUUAUUAUUUGCUGCUAUUAGAUCCAGGGGUGAGAUUGUGUUGAAUGUUGCCUCAAGUGGUAUUGCUUCGCUUCUGUUACAAGGAGGAAGGACUGCGCAUUCUAGAUUCGGUAUACCAAUCAAUCCUGAUGAGUUCUCUCUGUGUAAUUUGCCACCAGGGACUUAUGCUGCUAAUUUCGUUAAAGAAGCCUCACUAAUAAUUUGGGAUGAAGUGCCGAUGAUGAGCAAGCAUUGUUUUCACUCAUUGGAUAGGAGCUUAGCAGACAUUAUGAGGAGUACAGAAAAUAAGCCAUUUGCUGGCAAAGUUGUUGUCUUAGGUGGGGAUUUCAGGCAAAUGUUGCCUGUUAUUAAUGGUGGAUCGAGGGCUGAAAUUGUGUUGAAUUCUCUAAAUUACUCUUAUCUGUGGAGACAUUGCAAAGUGCUGAAACUAACAAAGAAUAUGAGGUUGUUGUCGACUGAUUUGACUGCAGAAGAGCUGAAAGAACUUGAAGCAUUUUCGCAGUGGAUAUUGGAUGUUGGAGAUGGAGUAGCUGGUGAGCCUAAUGAUGGUGAUGCACUAAUCACUAUUCCAGAUGAGUUUCUGAUUAUGGAUACAAACGAUCCUAUAGAAUCCAUUAGCAAAGAAGUUUAUGGAGAUGCAACAGCUCUGCAGCAGCAGAAAGAUCCUAUUUUUUUCCAAGAGAGAGCUAUUCUAUGCCCGACAAAUGAGGACAUGAAAAAUAUAAAUCAGCAUAUGCUGGAUACACUUGAUGGUAAUUACAUUUUCAUUGCAUACUUUUUGGUUAUCGGUUUGUUUUUAACAUCUUAACUCGAGUACAAAUUUGUUUGAAUUUCAGGUGAGGAGAGAAUCUAUUUAAGCUCUGGCAGCAUAGAUCCAUCUGAUACAUGAUCUGUUAA